AUCUAUCUUCAUAAGCCAGAUGAUCUACUGUCGGAGACUUCUGUUGCUUUUCCUUAACUGGACAAAAGGUGUUCUGUGCUAAUUCUUAGAUCCCGUCUGGAGCACGCACCGGUUUAUUUUCUGAGGGCCACUCUUAAUGGGACUUCGGCCCUCGGCCAACUGUGGUCCUGGUCAAAUGCCCGACCUGUAUUAAACCGUUUGCGCAGUAUUCGUAACUCAUUUAUUCUCCCCAUGUACUCUACGCAUUGGGAUCCCCAAUUCUCGUAAACUGAUGUGACAAUAAAGCGAUGGCAACACAGACUGAGUCAGUUUCCCUCUCCGCCCGGCAUGCCGAGCGCCAAGACACACCGGCCACGGAGCCGGUUCUGCCUCCCAUCCCCCGCAAGAAGCAAAUCGUGGUGCUCCUAUCGGCAUUCGCAACUAUAGCCCUAACAAUAGGGUAUAAUCAAUGCUUCGGCGUUUUCCAAGAAUACUACCUCUCACCCACGCAAGACAUCCUCAAAUCCAGCCCAGCCACGCAGGCCUCGCCGCCUACAGCGCUACUGAGCUUCGUAGGCACUCUUUGCUACGGGCUGACAUGGGCGGGCGGUAUUCUUGUAAACCCGGUGAUGUCGCGACUCGAACACGGCGCAUGGGCUCCGAGCAAUCCCUCAGCCCGGGCAUGGCGUCGCAGGGGUUCGCGGCUCUUGAAGCCUAGAACAAUCACUAUUUUAGGAGUGGUGAUGAUGUCUGCUGGGUUUGGACUAGCGUCUCUGAGCACCUCCAUAUGGCAUCUGCUAUUGACGCAAGGACUGCUUCUUGGUUUGGGAAUGUCGCUUUUGUAUUUCCCUCUUCUUGCGCCUGCGCCUGAGUAUUUUACUACUCAUCGGGCAACGGCAAUGGGUUUCAUUCUAGCCGGCGGCGGUGCUGGUGGUCUUAUAUUCUCUCCUGUCAUUAGGGCAUUACUAAGUUCAGUCGGAGGCCGUUGGACUCUGAGAAUCUUUGCGUUGUUCUACGUAGUCACGGGCCUUCCUAUCGCAUGGUCGGUACCGCGUAGUCCAUUCGCGUCUAGUGCGCCUACCACCAGAGCCGACAGACGUGAUACACACGUCUCGCGCUCUUUAGCCGCUCGUCCAGUUUUCAUAUUUUCCGCUAUAGCCGCAUUCCUUCAGGCCGCUGGCGCCCAGCUUCCCCUAGCUUUCAUCCCAUCAUACACAGUCGUUUUAGGGCAAACUGCCGCCCAAGGUGCCAACCUCCUAGCUGCUAGCAAUGCAAUUAAUGCCGUCUCUCGAGUUCUAACUGGUUACGCGGGCGACCGCCUCGGCCGUCAGAACCUAGUUGUGUUGACUCUACUCCUCUCUGGCUUUAGCGUUUUUGCCUUCUGGUUAGCCAGUGUCCUGACCGCCACUUCGACUUCUUUCUCACUCUGGCUAGUAUUUCUCGUAUUUUACAGCUUCUCUGCUGGUGGGUAUUAUGCAUUGUUCCCCGCACUUAUCGCAGAGGUCUUUGGCAUUCAACAGUACGCCUCUGUCAAUGCAUUCAUCCUAUUUGUGAGAGGCCUGGGGACUUUGUUUGGAACUCCUGUUGGUGGACAGCUUCUGGGAGGCUCAGUGGAAGGAGUGAAGGCUUAUUCACAUGUGGCUUAUUGGGAUGGUGCGCUUCUAAUGGGCGCUAGUGCCUGUUGUAUUGGAGUCAGAUGGGCUGAUGGGAAAGUUAAGGGCUGGAAAUGGGUGGCAUAGGUCUGAGAUGUUCCCAGCACGAAAUGAUCAUGGAUCAAUUUAGGCGAUGACUAAGCAAACUUUGGUGGCAGUGCAAGAAAUCUAUCCCCUGAGUGUUAUCCUGAGACAGCCUGCUACAACUUUAUUUCGCCAUAACGUACAAUAGAAAAUUCACACAAUCUAGAUGUGGGCAUGAGAAGGAAACUAUAUGACUCGAAAGUGGUGUCAUAUAAAACCUAUGAAUUCUCAGGAUAAGAUCAAG
Molecule: messenger RNA, 1959 nt
Organism: Xylaria bambusicola
Lineage: Eukaryota; Fungi; Ascomycota; Sordariomycetes; Xylariales; Xylariaceae
Product: major facilitator superfamily domain-containing protein
Exons: 3
Coding region: 288-1718 (476 amino acids)
Biological process (GO): transmembrane transport
Cellular component (GO): fungal-type vacuole membrane
Molecular function (GO): transmembrane transporter activity
Source: RefSeq, a predicted model, not a curated record